Messenger RNA from Girardinichthys multiradiatus, 824 nucleotides. It is a transcript of the gene rsl24d1, whose product is annotated as ribosomal L24 domain containing 1. The record is from RefSeq and is a predicted model, not a curated record. Bases 78 to 572 code for a protein of 164 amino acids. Gene Ontology annotation, cellular component: nucleolus. NCBI's taxonomy places the organism in Eukaryota, Metazoa, Chordata, Actinopteri, Cyprinodontiformes, Goodeidae. Gene Ontology annotation, biological process: ribosomal large subunit biogenesis. The transcript has 6 exons.
AAGAACAAGACGAAUAAAGAAGCGACGGUUCGGUCUUGUUGUGUUUUGCUGCUACACGCAGCUCUUUCGGUGCCGAAAUGCGCAUCGAAAAGUGUUAUUUCUGUUCGGGACCAGUUUAUCCCGGUCAUGGUGUUAUGUUUGUACGGAACGACUGCAAGAUGUUCAGAUUCUGCAAAUCCAAAUGUCACAAGAACUUCAAGAAGAAGCGCAACCCAAGAAAGACAAGAUGGACCAAAGCUUUCAGAAAGGCUGCUGGGAAAGAGCUGACAGUGGACAACUCUUUGGAGUUUGAGAAACGUAGAAAUAUUCCAGUGAAAUAUAAGAGGGAGCUGUGGGACAGGACAGUGGAGGCAAUGAAAAAGGUAGAGGAAAUAAAAGUGAAACGACAGACAAGAUUCAUCAUGAACAGAUUAAAGAAGGGCAAACAGCUGGAGAAAGAAGAGGCCAUCAGCGAAGUGAAGAAAAAUGUUCACCUCAUCAAAGCCCCCCAUGCAGGAAAAGCCAAACAGUUGGAAGACAAAAUGGUGCAGAGGUUACAAGAAGAUGUGGAAAUGGGGGAUGAAGAUGAUUAACUCAAAACCCAGUCAUUGUUUUGUGUCUUUGUCUCAACUCGGCUGCUGAUUGGUCAUUUUAAUUGAAGUUCAGAAUUUCCAUGAAUAGCCUCAAUCGGACGUGGUAAAGAAUCACCAGUGAACAUAAUAGUUUCUUUUUUUUUAUUAAAUGGUUGUCAGAACUGCCUGACCGAAUUUGUUCUUUUUGCUUUGGGAAAAAGUUCUUAUAUCCGUGUGAAAAGGUUGCCAACAAUAAAGUGAAAUUUAACUGGG